Sparassis crispa is the source of this 1005-nucleotide messenger RNA. RefSeq lists its product as hypothetical. The transcript is spliced from 4 exons. Bases 1 to 1005 code for a protein of 334 amino acids. The record is from RefSeq and is a predicted model, not a curated record. Lineage: Eukaryota; Fungi; Basidiomycota; Agaricomycetes; Polyporales; Sparassidaceae.
AUGUGUUAUCACACGUCCGAAUCCGAGCGGUACCACGAAGAUCUUACUGGAUGGGUUGCAAAGAACAAGGAUGACCGUGCUUUUGUGAAUUUUAUUCCUAGUCUCAAAGACCACUUGCUCGCAUGUCUCACAGGCCAACUGUUUAAUGGAGAUGACUACACGUUCUCAAAUGCAGAACGGGACCAAGUUGCAUUUGCAAACAACCGCAUCUAUCAUCACAAGGUAAUCCGGAUCAACUACACAACUUACGAUAUGCAUCGCGCUCAAGAUUCCGUCAAUCUGUGCACUCACGCAGACAUUGUGGUCCUUGCACGUGAAGAUGGGACGACCGGUGUAGAUGAACAUUUGUUCUGGUAUGCUUGCAUCGUUGGCAUCUAUCAUGUCAAUGUACGCCACCUUAGCUCAUCAUCAAAGUCAAGAGAACCGCAGUGCAUGGACUUCUUGUGGGGUCCUGAUAUUCCAUUUGGGUUUGUCAGCCCAGACGAGGUUCUUCGAGAAACACAUUUUAUUCCUGCAUUUGCCCAUGGCAAGACAUCCGAGUUACUGCCACAAUCUAUUGCACACCAGGAAAGCGAGCAAAAUGAAGACUGGAAGUACCAUUAUGUGAAUAUAUUUGUUGACCGUGAUAUGUUCAUGCACUACCUAGGUGGGGGUGUCGGCCACAAGGGUGCAGGAACUUCACAGUACCGGAUGCACAAGGAGAAUGAACACUGCAAUGGACAGGAUAGAGGAGAUGAGGAUGGGGAGGGUCAGAGUGAGUAUGCAAAUGAGGAGGAGGAAGGGGACGAGGUGAAUGUGGACGAUGAAGAUGAGGAAGACACAGAUGGUGAGAAUGAUGAUAGAAAGGAGGAGGAGGAGGAGGAGGAGGAGGAUGACGAUGAUGAUGAUGAGGUAGGUGAAGAGGAGGGUGACGAGGAAGACAAUAUUGUCGACCUUGGUCCGGAGGAUGGCGAGGAUGGUAAUAUUGAGGAUGAAUAUGGGGUUGAUGGUUUCGCACCGCUAUGA